Molecule: messenger RNA, 893 nt
Organism: Caenorhabditis elegans
Lineage: Eukaryota; Metazoa; Nematoda; Chromadorea; Rhabditida; Rhabditidae
Gene: pas-3
Product: Proteasome subunit alpha type-4
Exons: 2
Coding region: 4-756 (250 amino acids)
Biological process (GO): ubiquitin-dependent protein catabolic process; protein catabolic process
Cellular component (GO): proteasome core complex, alpha-subunit complex; cytoplasm; nucleus
Source: RefSeq, marked reviewed
AGAAUGGCCCGUCGUUACGAUAGUAGAACGACCAUCUUCUCUCCGGAGGGAAGACUGUAUCAAGUCGAAUAUGCUAUGGAGGCUAUCAGCCAUGCUGGAACUUGCCUCGGCAUUCUCUCAUCGGAAGGAAUCGUCGUUGCUGCUGAGAGAAAGAACGUUCACAAGUUGCUGGAUGAUUCUGUCAUGACUGAAAAGGUCUACCGUCUUUCGGACAACAUCUCGUGCACUGUCGCUGGUAUCACCGCCGACGCGAACAUCCUCAUCAACCACUUGAGAUGGUGGGCUGCCAGCUAUCGUAACAGUUACGGAGAGGAAAUGCCAGUUGAGCAGCUCGUCCAGAAUCUUUGCAAUGAAAAGCAGAGAUACACGCAGAUUGGAGGAAAGAGACCGUUCGGAGUGUCACUUCUCUAUAUCGGAUGGGAUAAGCACUACGGAUAUCAACUUUACCAAUCUGAUCCUUCCGGAAACUACACUGGAUGGAAGGCAACCUGCAUCGGAAGCAACCACCAGGCUGCCGUAACCUUGUUGAAACAGGAGUACAAAUCCCCAAAUCUUGAAGAAGCAAAGCAGUUGGCUAUCAAGGUUCUCUGGAAGACUUUGGAUGUGAAGCUCGCUUCCGAGAAAGUUGAGAUGGCUGUUUUGACUCGUCGUGAUGGAAAGACUGUGCUCGAAGAGCUCACCACCAAGGAAGUCGAUGCUCUGAUUGCUGAGCACGAGAAGAAAGAAAAGGAAGCUGAGACUGCUGAGAAGAAGUAAUCUAUUGCCUUUGAAAUAAUCUUUCAAGACUGUAUUGUAAACCAUCCUCCCACCCGUUUAAUUUAUUGUCUGGUUUUAUUUCUUAUCACCCAUAUUCCUAUCUCAAACGUCGGUGAAAAUUAAAUAUUUGUAUUUUU